Molecule: messenger RNA, 1404 nt
Organism: Stylonychia lemnae
Lineage: Eukaryota; Ciliophora; Spirotrichea; Sporadotrichida; Oxytrichidae
Source: the annotation of a GenBank genome assembly
AUGAAAAAAGCUUUACAUACAGGAUUUAAAGCCUACUAGCAGCCAUUUAAGUAUCUAUAGAAUAGAAGACUACUGUAUUUUGUAUCCAAUUAAGAGCUACUAAACUCUUAACCCGAAAACUUAGAGAAGAUGCUUCCAAAGGAUAAGAGUAUAUAUAUAGGGUUUGAUCCAACAGCUGAAAGUAUUCAUCUUGGGAAUUAUGUUGGACUUUUGACUUUAACUCAUUUCAGAUUAGCUGGAUAUAAUCCCAUAAUAGUUUUUGGAGGUGCCACUGCACUUAUAGGAGAUCCAAGUGGUAAAGUUAAUGAUAGGCAAUAGUUAUUAAAAGAAUAAGUAGAGAAUAACCUAAAGAAAUUCGAGUUGCAGUUUAGCUACUUGACAAAAAAUAUUGAUCGGUACUUGCAAUCAAAGUAAAAUGAGAUUGAAGAUUUGAGGGACAUAGGAGUGAUUAAGCCUUAUAAGUUUGUAAAUAACUAUGACUUCUACAGAGACUUGAAUCUCAUAACAUUCUUGAGAGAUAUCGGAGUGCAUUUCAGACUAAAUAAUAUGAUUGCAAAAGACUCAGUCAAAUCCAGAAUUGAUGCUAAGGAUGGAGGAGAUGGAAUGAGUUUUACUGAAUUUACUUAUUAAAUUUUCCAAGGCUAUGACUUCUUCAGACUGAGGAAAGAUCAUAAUUGCUAGAUGCAAAUUGGAGGAAGUGAUCAAUGGGGAAAUAUAUCUAGUGGAUGUGAAUUAAUCAGAAGAGUGCUAAAUGAAGAAGCUUAUGGUGCAACUAUCCAACUACUGGUGAACUCAUAGGGGUAAAAGUUUGGUAAAUCUGAAGGAAAUACAGGAGGCAUAUGGUGUGAUCCUAAGAAAACUGAGCCAUACGAUUUAUAUCAAUUCUUACUAAAUAUCUCUGAUUAGGAUGUUGAGAAUCUACUCUAUAAAUUAACUUUCCUUCCUCUGUAAUUGAUAGAUGAGACUAUGAUUGUGCAUAAUUAAGAUUAGGAAAAAAGAGUUGCUUAGAAAUUAUUAGCGUCGACAUUAUGUGAGAUUAUCCAUGGUCAAGAAGGAGUCGAUUAAGCUAUAGGUGCUACUGGCGCAUUUUUCAGGUUUAAAAUAGAAGAAAUUAUGUAAAUGAGCAAGGAUUAAUUUCAGGAAAAUUUCAAGCACACUAAAAAGAUUCAGAUACUAUUAAACGAAGGCCAAGAAAUUGAUAUGAUAAGUAUAGGUCAUCAAGCUGGUGUAAAGCAAACAAAAGCUGAUAUUCGAAGACUAAUAGAUUAAAAAGGAUUGGUAGUUAAUGGAAAGCAAAUAGAAAGCAACAAAUAAAUUAAAAAAUAAGAUCUGCUACACUAAAAAUAUUUAAUACUUAGAUCUGGUAAAAAGAAUUUUGCUCUUGUAGAAGUGGAUUACUAAUGA